Sapajus apella (tufted capuchin) is the source of this 4278-nucleotide messenger RNA. RefSeq names its product lysine demethylase 4C (gene KDM4C). Gene Ontology annotation, cellular component: nucleus. Bases 49 to 3363 code for a protein of 1104 amino acids. NCBI's taxonomy places the organism in Eukaryota, Metazoa, Chordata, Mammalia, Primates, Cebidae. Gene Ontology annotation, biological process: chromatin remodeling. The transcript is spliced from 22 exons. Gene Ontology annotation, molecular function: histone H3K9 demethylase activity; histone H3K36 demethylase activity. The record is from RefSeq and is a predicted model, not a curated record.
CAGUUCUGUUGACCCUACUGUCUUCUCUGCAGAACUGACCGAGCCAUCAUGGAGGUGGCUGAGACGGAAAGUCCUCUGAACCCCAGCUGUAAGAUAAUGACCUUCAGACCCUCCAUGGAGGAGUUCCGGGAGUUCAACAAAUACCUUGCAUACAUGGAGUCUAAAGGAGCCCAUCGAGCAGGUCUUGCAAAGGUGAUUCCUCCUAAGGAGUGGAAGCCAAGACAGUGCUAUGAUGACAUUGAUAAUUUGCUCAUUCCAGCACCAAUUCAGCAGAUGGUCACAGGGCAGUCAGGACUGUUCACUCAGUACAACAUCCAGAAAAAAGCGAUGACCGUAAAGGAGUUCAGGCAGCUGGCCAACAGUGGCAAAUACUGUACUCCAAGAUACUUGGAUUACGAAGAUUUGGAACGCAAGUACUGGAAGAACUUGACUUUUGUGGCCCCCAUCUAUGGUGCAGAUAUUAAUGGGAGCAUAUAUGAUGAGGGUGUAGAUGAAUGGAACAUAGCUCGCCUGAAUACAGUCUUGGAUGUGGUUGAAGAAGAGUGUGGCAUUUCUAUUGAGGGUGUAAAUACCCCUUAUCUCUAUUUUGGCAUGUGGAAGACCACAUUUGCAUGGCACACCGAGGACAUGGACCUCUAUAGCAUUAAUUAUCUCCACUUUGGAGAGCCCAAGUCUUGGUAUGCUAUACCUCCAGAGCAUGGAAAACGACUUGAAAGACUAGCUCAAGGUUUUUUCCCAAGCAGCUCCCAAGGGUGUGAUGCGUUUCUUCGCCACAAGAUGACAUUGAUUUCUCCAUCAGUAUUGAAGAAAUACGGUAUUCCCUUUGACAAGAUAACUCAGGAGGCUGGAGAAUUCAUGAUCACUUUCCCAUAUGGCUACCAUGCUGGUUUUAAUCAUGGUUUUAACUGUGCAGAAUCUACGAAUUUUGCUACUGUCAGAUGGAUCGACUAUGGAAAAGUUGCCAAAUUGUGCACUUGCAGAAAAGACAUGGUGAAAAUUUCAAUGGAUAUCUUUGUGAGGAAAUUUCAGCCAGACAGAUAUCAGCUUUGGAAACAAGGAAAGGACAUAUACACCAUUGAUCACACGAAGCCUACUCCAGCAUCCACCCCUGAAGUAAAAGCAUGGCUGCAGAGGCGGAGGAAAGUAAGAAAAGCAUCCCGGAGCUUCCCGUGUGCUAGGUCUACCUCUAAAAGGCCUAAGGCUGAGGAGGAAGAGGAAGUGUCAGCUGAAGUCAGUGGGGCAGAGGUCCCUAACGCUGACUCAGGCACAGAUGACCUCAAGGUCAGUGAAAAGCCUGAAGAAUCAGCGAAGCUGAGGAACACAGAAGUACCUUCAGAAGAAGAGGACUCUGCUAGCAGCAUGCAGGUGGAUCAGAAUUUACCUGAUCAUAUGAAACUCUCAGGAAGCAGCUGCUUAAGUAUAUCGGUAACAGAAGAUAUAAAAACUGAGGAUGACAACACUUAUGCAUAUAGAAGUGUACCUUCUAAACCCAAUGAGGCUGAUGAUUCCAUUCCAUUAUCUAGUGGCUAUGAGAAGCCCAAGAAAUCAGACUCACCCAAGCUGUCAUGGCCAAAAUCACCUGAGUCAUGCUCAUCGGUGGCAGAGAGUAAUGGUGUGUUAACAGAGGGAGAAGAGAGUGAUGUGGAGAGUCAUGGGAAUGGCCUUGAACCUGGGGAAAUCCCAGCGGUCCCCAGUGGAGAGAGAAAUGGCUUCAAAGUUCCCAGUGUAUGUGGCAAUAUCCAUUUUUACCAUAUUCAUUAUAUGAUAACAGAGGGAGAGAACAAAACCUCUAAGAGUUGGCGCCAUCCACUUAGUAUGCCUCCAGCAAGAUCCCCGAUGACUCUUGUGAAGCAGCAGGCGCCAAGUGAUGAAGAAUUGCCUGAGGUUCUGUCCAUUGAGGAGGAAGUGGAAGAAACAGAGUCUUGGGCGAAGCCUCUCAUCCACCUUUGGCAGACGAAGUCCCCUAACUUCGCCGCCGAGCAAGAGUAUAAUGCAACAGUGGCCAGGAUGAAGCCACACUGUGCCAUCUGCACUCUGCUCAUGCCGUACCACAAGCCAGAUAGCAGCAAUGAAGAAAAUGAUGCUAGAUGGGAGACAAAAUUAGAUGAAGUCGUUAUGUCUGAAGGAAAGACUAAGCCCCUCAUACCAGAGAUGUGUUUUAUUUAUAGUGAAGAAAAUAUAGAAUAUUCUCCACCCAAUGCCUUUCUUGAAGAGGAUGGAACAAGUCUUCUGAUUUCCUGUGCAAAGUGCUGUGUACGGGUUCAUGCAAGCUGUUAUGGUAUUCCUUCUCAUGAGAUCUCUGAUGGAUGGCUGUGUGCUCGGUGCAAAAGAAAUGCAUGGACAGCAGAAUGCUGUCUCUGCAAUUUGAGAGGAGGUGCUCUUAAGCAAACUAAGAACAACAAGUGGGCCCAUGUCAUGUGCGCUGUUGCGGUCCCAGAAGUUCGAUUCACUAAUGUCCCAGAAAGGACACAAAUAGAUGUAGGCAGAAUACCUUUACAGAGGUUAAAAUUGAAAUGCAUCUUCUGCAGACACCGGGUUAAGAGGGUCUCUGGAGCCUGCAUCCAGUGUUCCUAUGGUCGCUGCCCGGCCUCCUUCCAUGUCACUUGUGCCCAUGCUGCUGGGGUACUGAUGGAGCCUGAUGAUUGGCCUUAUGUUGUGAACAUCACAUGCUUUCGACAUAAGGUCAACCCCAAUGUGUUCACAGCACAAAGUAAGCACUCAAAAAAUGAAAGUUGUAUUGCUACUACUGCUUCUACUACUGCUGCUGCUGCUGGUGCUACAAUCUUAUGUGAACUGGGCCACAAAUCCAAGGCUUGUGAGAAGGUCAUUUCUGUGGGUCAGACGGUCAUCACAAAGCAUCGGAACACCCGGUAUUACAGUUGCAGAGUGAUGGCUGUGACAUCGCAGACCUUCUAUGAGGUCAUGUUUGAUGAUGGCUCCUUCAGCAGAGACACAUUUCCUGAGGAUAUUGUGAGCCGAGACUGUCUGAAGCUGGGCCCUCCUGCUGAGGGAGAAGUCGUCCAAGUCAAGUGGCCUGACGGCAAACUCUACGGAGCAAAAUAUUUUGGAUCAAAUAUUGCCCACAUGUACCAGGUUGAGUUUGAAGACGGAUCCCAGAUAGCAAUGAAGAGAGAGGACAUCUACACGUUAGAUGAAGAGUUACCCAAGAGAGUGAAAGCUCGUUUUUCCACAGCCUCUGACAUGCGAUUUGAAGACACAUUUUAUGGAGCAGACAUUAUCCAAGGGGAGAGAAAGAGACAAAGAGUGCUGAGCUCCAGGUUUAAGAACGAAUAUGUGGCCGACCCUGUGUACCGCACUUUUUUGAAGAGCUCCUUCCAGAAGAAGUGUCAGAAGAGACAGUAGUCUCUGUACAUCGCGCAGGCAGCAGAGCGGCUUGGGUUGGAAGAGAGAAGAUGAAGGGACAACCUUGGGGCUGUGCCAUGAGUUUUGCUGGCACAGGUGAUGGGGCGUGUUUCUGACAGUGGUAAAUCAGGUUUCCAGAGUUUGGUCACCAAAAAUACAAAAUAUACAUUAUUAAUUGGAUGCCGCAAUCUGAAAUCAUCUCUUGUCUUACUUUCACUUGUGAGCAAUUGUCUUCUAUGAUCCCAAAGAAUUUUUCUAAGUGAAAGGAAAUACUAGUGAAUCACCCACUAGGAAAAGCCACUGCCACAGAGGCAGGUCCCCAUGUGCGGCCUUGCCCCUUGUCAGGAAACACACAGGGACCUCUCUCUCCAACUCCAGCAGGUGGCGCCUCGGUACCUGGCGGGGAGGGCGAUAAUUUAUAUAUUUUCCACAGUCAGGGAAGGACUCUCACUUAUUUGUUUUAAACAGCAGUUUUUAUAAAACAUUUUUAAAACACAAAUGGCAUGUAUGCUAAUGAGAUUUACCCAUGUGCUAUCUGUAUUUCCCUUGUACAGAACUUUUACAUUUUUAAAUAUUCCUAUUACUUUUGAUUGUGUCUGAUGGGAACUGAGUUGUUGGCCUUUGUGAAAUGAAACUUUUGGCUCUUGAGAAAGAAUUCUUAUGAAUUGUAUGCGAAUUUUAUAUAUUUAAAGAGGGAGAUCUGGGGCUGUUAUUUUUAAACACUUUUUUUCAUAAUACAUAUUCCGAGUAGAUAUUUAUAAAAUAUAUGUUUCUUUCAUUAUGUGUUUGUAAAAUUAGAGUUUAAAUAAAUAUGCUUUGAUGCAUAGUUUUGAACUAAUGUAACAUGAUUUUUUCUUUUUUAAAGCAGCCUGAAAAUGUACUAGUGUUUAAAAAUAAAGAUUUCCAUUUUCUCCA